AUGUCGGCACAAUCCGUUCAAGCAGCCAACUCGUUAUCGGAUCCUGGGCAACAAGGCACUCUCGCCUACGCCUAUCGUCGCUCGAUCAUCGCCCUGCACAGCGUCUUUGGCGGCAACUCGGAUGCUCAAUAUGCUGAACGCGAACCUCUGCUAAACCAGAACAACGCUAGCAACGACCCAAACGCACCUUCCGGUUGCAACACCUACGGAGCCGUCGCUUCUUCCUCUUCUCGUUCCGACUCUUGCCGACCUCGGAUUCGCAAACCCAACAAGCUCGUCUCGCAGAGCAAGGUGGAGGCCAAAGUCUGGUUCGCCAACGAACGCACUUGGAUCUCUUGGCUUCGUCUCUCCGUCCUCAUUGGUUCAUUCGCUCUAGCGCUGUUCAACUCGGAUACCUUUUUCAAGGAUGACAAUGGUCAACAUGCUGGUGGAGGACAGAAGAACGGCUAUCUCUCCUCGGGAUCCAUCAAAGCGUUUGGUGCUGUCUACGCUGGUAUUGCAGUCUUGACGCUGCUCUGGGGUCUGUACAACUAUCAGAGGAGGCUGACGUUGAUCAAGACAAAGCAUCCCGGUAACUUUGACGACCUGAUCGGUCCACCACUCGUUUGCGCUGCUUUGUUCCUUGCCGUGCUGCUCAACUUUAUCAUCCGUGUUAAGCAGCACGAUUACGAGAGUCAUGCAUAG
Molecule: messenger RNA, 684 nt
Organism: Ustilago hordei
Lineage: Eukaryota; Fungi; Basidiomycota; Ustilaginomycetes; Ustilaginales; Ustilaginaceae
Product: related to VTC1 ### subunit of the vacuolar transporter chaperone complex
Exons: 1
Coding region: 1-684 (227 amino acids)
Cellular component (GO): fungal-type vacuole membrane; vacuolar transporter chaperone complex
Source: RefSeq, a predicted model, not a curated record